Aptenodytes forsteri (emperor penguin) is the source of this 417-nucleotide messenger RNA. It is a transcript of the gene TAFA5, whose product is annotated as family with sequence similarity 19 member A5, C-C motif chemokine like. Gene Ontology annotation, biological process: G protein-coupled receptor signaling pathway. Gene Ontology annotation, molecular function: receptor ligand activity; G protein-coupled receptor binding. The record is from RefSeq and is a predicted model, not a curated record. The coding region runs from base 1 to 417 and encodes 138 amino acids. The transcript has 4 exons. Lineage: Eukaryota; Metazoa; Chordata; Aves; Sphenisciformes; Spheniscidae.
AUGGCUCCAUCUCCCAGGAGAAGCAGUAGGAAAGAUGCCAACGCCUUGCCAAGCAUGUCCUCAACUUUCUGGGCUAUCAUGAUCCUGGCUAGUCUCCUAAUCGCUUACUGCAGUCAACUGGCUGCAGGUACAUGUGAGAUUGUUACUUUGGACAGAGAUAGCAGUCAGCCCCGAAGGACUAUAGCCCGACAAACAGCUCGCUGUGCAUGUAAAAAAGGACAGAUUGCCGGUACAACAAGAGCAAGGCCAGCCUGUGUUGAUGCACGAAUUAUCAAAACAAAACAGUGGUGUGAAAUGCUUCCAUGUUUAGAAGGAGAAGGCUGUGAUUUGCUAAUCAAUAAAUCAGGCUGGACCUGUACGCAACCAGGAGGACGGAUAAAGACAACCACGACUGAAGACCAGCUGGAAAUGUCCUGA